This is a messenger RNA of Fusarium mangiferae, 3855 nucleotides long. RefSeq names its product putative polynucleotide adenylyltransferase. The transcript is spliced from 4 exons. Gene Ontology annotation, biological process: RNA 3'-end processing. Gene Ontology annotation, molecular function: nucleotidyltransferase activity. The record is from RefSeq and is a predicted model, not a curated record. Lineage: Eukaryota; Fungi; Ascomycota; Sordariomycetes; Hypocreales; Nectriaceae. Bases 1 to 3855 code for a protein of 1284 amino acids.
AUGGACGCCCAGACCACAACGGCCGAACCUCAACAUCCUUAUCCUUCCAGUCCUUGGACAUCUGCCUCGACGAUAUCAUCGAGCACACCGAAUCCGACGACACCAUCGGCGACGAGUACUCACAGCGCUUCAGCCGUUGAGGGCUCUUUCUUCCCCGACCCGUCCGCCACACAAUUCCAUUCUCACCUCGAUCUCCUCCCCUUUCUCCUCCCACAGCAGUCCAACAUUUACCACGCUCAACUCCUCCACUACAAUAAGCUCAUCUCCCCAUCCCGCGGCGGCGGCCUGCAGACACCGCCACUCCCUCCCGUCAUCUCUGCUCCUCAUAUCCAGGCAGCGCCUCGGUCGCGAUCUUCUAGCAAGGUGUCGCUAAGAGACGCCUCCGGUAAGGGGAGCACAGCUGGAGGCCAUGGGAGUAGGUCACAUCAGAAUUUAGACAAGAGUCGAUCGGUUGCCGCCUCCAAGGAGGUUCCGUCCAAAAUGUCUUCAAAGCAGGCCGCCGACUCAUCGAGGCAUUUACCCCGACGGUCCGCACCUUCGGCUCAGUCCCACUCUAGUUCAGUGCCCUCGACGCCUCACCAGCACGCUCGUCAAUUUUCACUUGAGGACCGCGAGCCGUCGCCUACGGGGACAAAUAACCAUUCCCCGCGAUCAGCUUAUUCUGAGACACAUAGCACGUUAUCCUCGCUUCAGCCUUUACCGCCGCGAAUAUCGAGUUGCAAAUACGAGACUGCCCAAAUAAAUUCUCGGAGGAGAAUACCGUAUUCGGUCGGCAAUGAUCGUCUGGAAAAGCUGGACUUGAGGACGGUCAAGAGCAAGUUGGCUGAGGAUGAAGAGCGAAAAUUGGCGACAGAUAUGAGAGAGGUCUACGACCGAUUACUCCCCACCGCUGCUGUUGAGGAGAAUCGCAAGAAAUUAGUCUCAAAGCUCGAAAAGACCUUCAACGACGAAUGGCCAGGCCAUGAUAUCCGCGUAAAUCUUUUUGGGUCUUCUGGGAAUCUUCUUUGUUCGGAUGAUUCUGAUGUGGACAUUUGCAUCACAACCGCAUGGCGCGAAUUGGAGGAUGUCUGCAUGAUCGCCAACCUCCUAGCAAAGCGGGGGAUGGAGAAGGUUGUCUGUAUUUCGGCCGCUAAGGUGCCCAUCGUCAAGAUCUGGGAUCCUGAACUGGGCCUUGCCUGCGAUAUGAAUGUCAACAAUACCCUUGCGCUCGAAAAUACACGCAUGGUUCGAACAUAUAUCGAUAUUGACCCGAGAGUUCGAGAGCUUGCAAUGAUUAUAAAGUAUUGGACACGGAGAAGAAUAGUCAAUGAUGCCGCGUUUGGUGGCACAUUGAGUUCCUACACAUGGAUCUGCCUGAUUAUCGCGUUCCUACAGCUGCGCAGCCCUCCCGUUCUUCCCGCAUUGCAUCAGUCGCCACACAAGUUACCCAAACCCGACGGCACCACCCCCGACUUCGCGGACGAUAUUGACAAACUGGCUGGUUAUGGAAAAAAGAACAAGUCGUCUACUGCGGAGCUUUUGUUUCAGUUCUUUCGCUUCUACGCUCACGAGUUUGAUUACGAUAAGCACGUUCUCUCGGUGCGGCAGGGUAAACUGAUCACAAAGCACGAAAAGAAGUGGCAUUAUGCGAUCAACAAUCAGCUCUGUGUGGAGGAGCCGUUCAAUACUUCUCGUAACCUCGGAAACACCGCUGAUGACUAUUCUUUUCGCGGUUUACAUAUGGAGUUACGUCGAGCAUUUGACCUGAUUUCGGUGGCAAACUUCGAGGAGGCAUGCGAGCAAUACGUGUUCCCUAAAGAGGAGGAAAGAGUAUGGUCUCGGCCGGCACCGCAACCUCGACCUGCUCUGCUUAGGAGCUCCUCGCAGACACAUUCAGGCCGAGGAGGUCGUGGGAACCACCGUGGCGGACGACAUAACAAUAAUUACCGAGGCGGAAAUUCGAAUCGACGUGCAUCUGCAGGUGUUCCACAGUUCGACGCCAACAACAACAACAAUAUGUUUAUGCAGCCGGUCAACAUGGCGCAGGAUCUACAGUGGUACCAAACCCAACAGUUCCAGUUUCAGUACGCACAGCAGGAUCUUAUGACUCAAAUGGCGUUGCACCAGGAGAACAUGCGACUAUUGUAUGCCAGUCAAUCACCAGCAUUUAUGCAGCAUCAAGCCCAGGCUCAGGCUCAAGCUCAAGCUCAAGCGAUGGGUCAACAGCAGCAACAACAGAGGAUGUCUACGAGUACAGGAUCUGGCCAGCAGCAGCCUCAACAGACAUCAGAUCGUUCCAGGACAAAUUCAUUUGAUAAUCCGCCGCUCAGCGCUCCUCUUCGACCAGAUUUGUAUGCUCUGUAUGGAAUGACUUUGGGCACGCCCUUUUUCCCCCAAGCGGGCGCAAGUUAUGGAACGUAUCCCUCGUCUCCUGCUAGUACCUCGGGUGCUACCCAAGACUUUCGUCGCCCGCUUCAGCGAAAUGGUAUAAAUAACGAAACAGGUGUCCAAGGAUCCAAUAGUGCUCUUCGUUCACACUCGCAGCCCGCAUCCCGAUCUCCGUCUGCAGCACAAGCAGCUCCCGGUUAUUUCGGUGCCCAAUCUUACAAUGGUCCAAGCCAUUCUCGAGGUGUUAACGGCAACCCAGUUCCAAGCUUUAUGUCUGAUGAUACAGAUUUCGACGAGACUCCCAAGGCACACACGGACUCACCACAAUCGGAAGAGGGCAAAUAUUCUGUUUAUUUGUCAGAAAGCCCAAGUCCCAGCAAGCAGCCUCAGCCACAAGCUGUGACGAAUGGUCUUGCUUUUGGGGAUGUCUCCGGUCAGAGCCCAGGGCGACGACGACUCUCAACAGAUCAACUUCCCCAGACAAUUCUCGACCGCCGAAUGAAGAGGACAUCCCGAUCGCCUUCACCUUUGGGCCAUGCACGGAAUUUCUCAUCCACUGCGUCAUCGGCACCUUUGGCACAAGGCCCUUUCCCUGGGGGUCAAAACAAGAACCUUUCGCGCCCAUUGGUUGUUAAUGGAUCUAGUCUCAAGACAAGCGUGACUCAAAGCCCACGCCAACCACCUUCGGGAACAGGUAGCACUACAUCUGAUGAGUCGACCAACCUUGAGAACCCCCUGCAGAUUCACGGCUCAAAUGGUGAUCCCAGCUUUCCGGUUGAUGGACCCGUCAUGCCGCAGGCUGUACCUGAAGCAGCUAUGAACCAACAAGGUGCCUACAACCCGGUUCCUGUAGUGGCCAAUGGCUCCGCUGCCCCAAUGAUGGCUGCAGCUCCAUCCACGGCAGACGAUCCAUCAUUUCGCGAUCGUAUCGCGAUGAUGAGCGCUUACUACAUGGCAAGUCCCCAUAUUGUACAGGACCCGGUGGUAGCAGCAAACUCUCGACUGUCCCCUUCGACACGCCAACGCCUUAUGUCGCGUCAGCAGAAUGGCAUGAUUGCUCCUCUUGAUCUUGCCAUUGCUGAGAACCGUAUCAACAGACCACCAGUUGGUCAAGAUUUUGCUCAUCUUUCACCAGUUUACGAGAACCGCACUCCUUCUCCCACAGUUGUUCGAAAGGAUGGACCUUGGAAGUCAGAGAAGCAGAACAGUCCUAAGACAGGAAGAGGAGAUGGACCAAAGUCCAGCCAGAAAACCGAUGAGCGAACUCAAGAGCCUCAAGAGGGUACAAAGUCUCAGAAGAAUCAGAAGUCGGGUUCUCAAAAGGUCAACGGAGCCCGAGAAAACGGCCACGUUCGUGGAGCUAGAAGUGAAACCGACGGCGGUUGGCAAAAAGCAGGCAAGGGAAAGAAGAAGGGCGCCAACAACAACGGGCAACAAGGAAAUAGCGAGCAGCCCCCCAAGCACGAGUCGGAACGAAAGGGCGGUUAA